CUUUGUACUUGAGGGCAAACUUUACAAAACAUGCUCUGAAUGCUUGAUUGCUAAGAGAACCAUUAAAAGUGACAGCACCAAUAUUGAAAAUACUCUUAUAGAAAAAAUUUCUUUUAAAGAAAUUAGUGAUUAUAUAACUGAUAGCUUGGAGUAUAAUAAUAAACUUUAUAUUAAUUUUCGCAUUAUACUUGAAGAAGAAAUACUUAAUAUUGCUGAUAUAAACAUUAAACUAAUAGCUAAAUUGAUUGUCGAUGAAAUCGAAGAAGCAGAUGGUUAUAAUUGGAC
This is a messenger RNA of Dentiscutata erythropus, 285 nucleotides long. The record is from the annotation of a GenBank genome assembly. Lineage: Eukaryota; Fungi; Glomeromycota; Glomeromycetes; Diversisporales; Gigasporaceae.